Cotesia glomerata is the source of this 1806-nucleotide messenger RNA. Its product is annotated as spermine oxidase-like. Gene Ontology annotation, molecular function: polyamine oxidase activity. The record is from RefSeq and is a predicted model, not a curated record. The transcript has 8 exons. The coding region runs from base 162 to 1652 and encodes 496 amino acids. Lineage: Eukaryota; Metazoa; Arthropoda; Insecta; Hymenoptera; Braconidae.
AUUCAUCUAAUAACAAGUAGUCAUGGUCAAAUUGAGAUUAUAAAGUUGAUAAAUCGUAGCAAGCGACGACUAGUCUUACUUGCAGACUGAUUAAUAUUGUUUAAAGUGUAAAUUCAUAAUAAAUUUUUUGAAACUUGUGAAUGUGAAUUUGAGCGAAGAAUAUGCCAAAGCUUACUUUGCUUUUGUUUCUUAUAACUACAACAAUAAACAACAUUGUAUUAGCAGAACCAGUUCAUGAUGCAAGAGUAAUUAUUGUUGGGUCAGGAGCAGCAGGUAUAGCCGCUGCGUCAAAAUUACUUCAAAAUGGCUUUACUGAUGUCAAAAUUAUUGAAGCUGAGAACCGAAUUGGUGGUCGGCUUUGGGCAGUUAAAAUCGGUGAUUAUAUGAUGGAUAUGGGAGGCCAAUGGGUACACGGUGAAGAAGAUAACGUUUCUUUCGAACUAGCCUGGCCUUUAGGACUCCUUGAACACUUUAAUUACAGCCAUGUUUUUACCACAAGAUUCUUCAAUUCUUCUGGUGAACAAUUGCUUCCAGAAGUACUCAGCAAUAUAACUUAUUUUUAUUUUAAUCUAACGGAAAAUUCUGAUGUUAAUGAUAUUGCAAAAGCUGAAUCUUAUGGAGAUUUCAUAAUAGAAAAAAUGGAAGAAUACUUCAAAAGAUUGCCAGAGGUUACAGAUGACAUGAAGAAUUCGAUUUUGUAUCUUUUUAACUUGGUACAAGGAUCUUCUGAUGGCUCUGAUGAUUGGAGGAAACUUUCACCUAAGAUGCCAAGAGAUUACCCAGUUUGUAAAGGCGAUUUGUCGAUUAAUUGGAAAGAGCGCACUUAUACUACAAUAUUGGAUAUACUGAUGAAGAAAUAUCCGAAUCCGACAGAAGAACUAGCAGUUUUGAAUAAUACGAUUUUAAAUUCAAAAGUUGUUAAAAUAAAUUAUGAUUCAUCAGAUGCACCAGUUGAAAUAACUACUGAAGAGGGUAAAAAAUAUUUAGCUGAUCAUAUUAUUGUAACGCCGUCUUUAGGAGUUUUAAAAGCUGAUUAUGAAAAAUUGUUCAAUCCGCCUUUACCAGAUAAAAAAAUUAAUGCUAUUCAAAAUCUCGAAAUGGGACAUGUAGCAAAAAUUUAUCUGUACUACGAAGAUCCAUGGUGGCAUGAUGAAAUUUUUGUAAAAUUUAUACUUUGGAAUGAUGAAAAAAGGAAACAAAUGGAGGCUGAUCCGGCGAAAAGAUGGUUGUUAGGAUAUUACACGGCAGUGGAAGUUGAGCAUAAACCAAAAGUUUUAUGUCUGUGGAUGACAGGCCCAUAUGUAACAGAAAUGGAACAAGUACCAGAAGAAGAAUUCAAUAACAAAACACUGCAUUUUGUUAAUCAAUUUUUCGGAAAGUCGUACAAUUUAACGCAGCCUUCUAUUAUAAAGAGAAAAUUUCUUAGAACAAUGUGGAACACAAAUGACAACUUCCGUGGAACGUAUAGUUAUCGGAGUAUAACUUCAGAUUCGAAAAACGCACAAAAUAAAGAUCUAGCUGAGCCGAUAAUGAAAAAUGAUAGACCGGUGGUUUUAUUCGCUGGAGAAGCUACAGAUGAACAUUUUUCAACUGUACAUGGAGCUAUUCAUUCAGGGUGGAGAGAAGCUGAUCGAUUAAUUAAAUUAUAUUAAAUUUAAUAGAAUUAUACUUUUUGAUAUUAAUAAAAAAUUUAUGUAGCUCAAUAAAAAAUGCUCUUGAAUAAUAUAAAAAAUAUAUAAAUUUAUUUUUUUUUAAUAUUUUUUAUAUGAAUAAAAAACGGGGGACCAGAGCUCCUCCAAAACGUUG